UCUCCCUGGAAAACUUCCCUUCGGUUUAUUUACUUGAAAAGGCUCCAGGCUUCGGCUUGGAAAAUUCAACCGCCAAAAUUGAGCCGAGCAGCUGGAGCGGCAGUGAGAGCCCUGCCGAAAACAUGGAAAGGAUGAGUGACUCUGCAGGUAAGCCCAUUGACAAUGAUGCAGAAGGGGUCUGGAGCCCCGACACUGAGCAGAGCUUUCAGGAAGCCUUGGCUAUCUAUCCACCAUGUGGGAGGAGGAAAAUCAUCUUAUCAGAUGAAGGCAAGAUGUAUGGUAGGAAUGAAUUGAUAGCCAGAUACAUCAGACUCAGGACCGGGAAGACGAGGACCAGAAAACAGGUGUCUAGUCACAUUCAGGUUCUUGCCAGAAGGAAAUCUUGUGAUUUUCAUUCCAAGCUAAAGGAUCAGACUGCGAAGGAUAAGGCCCUGCAGCACAUGGCCGCCAUGUCGUCAGCCCAGAUCGAAUCAGCCACUGCCAUUCACAGCCAGCUGGGGCUGCCAGGGAUUCCACGCCCCACCUUCCCAGGGGCGCCGGGGUUCUGGCCAGGAAUGAUACAGACAGGACAGCCUGGAUCCUCACAAGACGUCAAGCCCUUCGUGCAGCAGGCCUACCCCAUCCAGCCAGCGGUCACAGCCCCCAUUCCAGGGUUUGAGCCUGCGUCAGCCCCAGCUCCCUCGGUCCCGGCCUGGCAGGGCCGCUCCAUUGGCACAACCAAACUCCGCCUGGUGGAGUUCUCAGCUUUCCUCGAACGGCGGCGAGACCCAGACUGGUACAACAAACACCUCUUCGUGCACACUGGGCAUGCCAACCAUUAUUACAGUGACCCAUUGCUCUUAUCAGUGGACAUUCGUCAGAUUUAUGACAAAUUUCCUGAAAAGAAAGCUGGCUUAAAGGAAUUGUUUGGAAAGGGCCCUCAAAAUGCCUUCUUCCUCAUAAAAUUCUGGGCUGAUUUAAACUGCAGUAUUCAAGAUGAUGUCGGGGCUUUUUAUGGCGUGACCAGUCAGUAUGAGAGUUCUGAGAAUAUGACAGUCACCUGUUCCACCAAAGUUUGCUCCUUUGGGAAGCAAGCAGUAGAAAAAGUAGAGACGGAAUAUGCAAGGUUUGAGAAUGGCCGAUUUGUAUACCGAAUAAACCGGUCCCCGACGUGUGAAUAUAUGAUCAGUUUCAUCCACAAGCUCAAACACUUACCAGAGAAAUAUAUGAUGAACAGUGUUUUGGAAAACUUCACAAUUUUGUUGGUGGUAACAAACAGGGAUACACAAGAAACUCUCCUGUGCAUGGCCUGUGUAUUUGAAGUUUCAAAUAGUGAACAUGGAGCACAGCAUCAUAUUUACAGGCUUGUAAAGGACUAACCAUGGUUAUUUAUAAAUAUAGA
Messenger RNA from Balaenoptera acutorostrata (minke whale), 1381 nucleotides. RefSeq names its product transcriptional enhancer factor TEF-1-like. Gene Ontology annotation, biological process: embryonic organ development; hippo signaling; regulation of transcription by RNA polymerase II. Gene Ontology annotation, cellular component: transcription regulator complex. The record is from RefSeq and is a predicted model, not a curated record. Gene Ontology annotation, molecular function: DNA-binding transcription factor activity, RNA polymerase II-specific; RNA polymerase II cis-regulatory region sequence-specific DNA binding. NCBI's taxonomy places the organism in Eukaryota, Metazoa, Chordata, Mammalia, Artiodactyla, Balaenopteridae.